AUGGCUGGCACCGAGUUGCCUAUUGAGGAGCAUGACAUCGUCAUCAUUGGCGCAGGUCUCAGCGGCGUAAACGCUGCUCACCGGCUGCGAACCGAGCUUCCUCACCGAUCCUUCGUCAUCCUCGAGGCCCGCGACGUUAUCGGUGGAACAUGGAGCUUUUUCAAGUAUCCAGGCAUGCGCAGCGACUCUUCUCUCCGGUCUUUUGGCUUUCCCUGGUACCCCUGGAAGCAUUCUCACAAGAUCGCCACAGCCGCUGAGCUUUGCGAAUACAUAGAAGAUGCUGCCAGGACAGAUGGAUCGUACGAUAAGAUUCAGUUCCAACACCGAGUUGUUCAAAGCGAUUGGAGCAGCGAAGAGCAGAAAUGGACCCUAGAGAUUGAUAACAAUGGCUCCAAGAAGCUCUUCAAGGCCAACUUUCUCUUCACCUGCAACGGCUACUACUCGUACGAAAAGGCAAUGCAGAGUCCAGUUCCCGGCAUUGAGAAUUUUGAAGGAGAAGUCGUCCACCCACAGUGGUGGCCAGAGGACCUCGAUUACAGCGACAAACGCGUCGUGAUUAUUGGCAGCGGAGCAACCGCCAUUACGCUCUUGCCCGAGAUGGCGGACAAGGCAAAGUCUCUCACGAUGCUGCAACGGACGCCGUCCUAUGUUGUUUCCAUGGAUAGAAGCUCGAAAAUGGAAAAAUUCUUGUCGGCGUGGCUGCCCUUGACUUGGGUGCACUGGAUUGGCCGAUGCAUCGACAUGUGGUUUGAGGUCUUCAUCUCUGAACUUUGCCUGCUAUCUCCCCGCCUAGGACGCUUUUUGAUCACGCAGGAUCUGGACAAGAAAUUGCCAAAGAAAGUUGAUGCUGCAAUUCACUUUAAUCCGACUUAUGGCCCGUUUCAGCAGCGGCUGUGCCUAACUCCAGAUGACGAGUUCUUCAACGCCUUGCAUCGUGAUAACGUCGAGAUUGUAACGGAUGUGAUUGACACCACUGAGAAGGAUGGAAUACUGCUCAAAUCGGGACGCAAGCUGCCGGCAGACAUGAUUGUGACCGCCACGGGGUUACACGUACAGAUCCUCAGUGGAAUCAGGCCUCGCGUCGACGGCAAGGAUAUCGAUGUUGGGCAGCAGUACGCGUGGAGAGGCUGCUUGAUCGAAGGUAUCCCCAACUUGGCAACUGUUUUCGGCUAUGUGACUACGACGUGGACGCCUGGUGCCGAUUCUAUGACCAAGCUGGGCAUCCGAGUACUGAAGCAGAUGGAGGCAGAUGACGCAUCCAGCGUCGUCCCAUUCAUUGAGAGGACAGAGGGAAUGCCGCGAUUUUUAAGUACGAACGCAAAGAGCUCUUAUUUCGUCAAGGCGGCAGACCGGAUCCCGAAAGUGACUGGCAAAGGCCCCUUUUAUGGACGUCUGAAUUUGGUUGUCGAUUUAUGGGCGCUGUGGUUUGGCAGCAUGCGAGACGGACUGGUGUAUACAAAGAGGGAAGCCAAGAAGACCAAGUAA
Trichoderma virens Gv29-8 is the source of this 1485-nucleotide messenger RNA. RefSeq lists its product as uncharacterized. Gene Ontology annotation, molecular function: flavin adenine dinucleotide binding; NADP binding; N,N-dimethylaniline monooxygenase activity. The transcript has a single exon. The record is from RefSeq and is a predicted model, not a curated record. Bases 1 to 1485 code for a protein of 494 amino acids. Lineage: Eukaryota; Fungi; Ascomycota; Sordariomycetes; Hypocreales; Hypocreaceae.